Penicillium argentinense is the source of this 1068-nucleotide messenger RNA. RefSeq lists its product as uncharacterized. Lineage: Eukaryota; Fungi; Ascomycota; Eurotiomycetes; Eurotiales; Aspergillaceae. The transcript is spliced from 5 exons. Bases 1 to 1068 code for a protein of 355 amino acids. The record is from RefSeq and is a predicted model, not a curated record.
AUGAGUUACUACGGAGGAAAAGGUCCUAUGGUAAACGGUGUUCUGUGGGCUGAGGUGUUGAUAUUUGCUCUCUUUGUCGGGCUCCGACUGUAUACAAGGAAAGAGAUUCUUAACGCCGUUGGUGCUGAUGAUUAUCUUUGUGUUCUCGCGCUAGCCGUCCACAUUCUUUACACAAUUUUCGUCACCAUCUCCAGCCACUAUGGCCUGGGCAGAUUAUACGCUGACGUCGGGGACCCGGUAAUCUACUUCACGGCUGUCAAGUAUGAGCUCUUCAGCCAGGUAGCGGGUAUCAUGGUCAUCGGUAUCGGCAAGGGGGCCGUUGGCAUGUUCUUGCUUCGAAUUGUGCGGAACAGGAUCCAGAUUUGGGUUAUUUAUGCUUGCCUGGCUAUCACGACGGUUAUUACGCUUUUUGCUAGUAUUGUCGUUAUUGUGCAGUGCUCGCCGGUCGAGAAGAGUUGGAAUCCCAUGACGCCGGGAACAUGUUGGGUUGAUUUUUCCAAGGUUGGAUAUACUGUUGGAUCAUGGUUCGUUGCUGCUGACCUCGCCUUCGCAACCCUGCCGUGGUUCGUCGUCUGGGAUCUCAACAUGAAGAAAAAGGAGAAGAUCACCGUCGCCUGUGGUCUGAGCCUGGGACUAUUUGCCGGCGUCUGCGGCAUCGUCCGCACAGUUGCCCUAAAUGGCCUCAACGCCUCCGAAUACAUCUACGACACAGUCCCAAUGCUCAUCUGGUCCGCAACCGAAAGCCUCGCAACAAUAAUGUGCUCCUCAAUCCCAGUCCUGCGCCCGUUAUACAUCCGCAUCCGCUACGGCAAAGACGGCAAAGACAGCUCAGUAGGCAACAGUGGCGACACACCCUACAAACUGCCCAUGUACGGAAGUGGUGGACGCAAGUACGGCAAGAUGUCGAUCUCCGAGCCCGGCGACUCGAUUAUCGAGCCGAAAAACUCGACAAUUGUCAAGUAUCAUGGAAGAAAUACCAGUGAUGAGGAGAUUCUUACUGGUGCAGCGGGUAUUGCAAGGACAGAUGAGAUUUCCGUUAGUUAUGAGCGGUUUGAUAGUAAGGUUUAG